AUGAACGUCUCGGACCCCGUGGAGGUGGCGGAAGUCGCCAGAGCUAGGGCUGCUGCUCAUGAUGCCGAGAUAAAUGAGAAGGCGGAUCACAAGUUGGCUCUCUCGCCUAGCAUUGAAGAGGUGCCUCCCGUGUCGAAAGAAGUGGGAGUUUCGUCUGCGGUUUAUGAUGACGAUCAUGCCCAUCUCCAGAGGCAAUUCCCCUCCGACGACGAGUUCAACAAUCUCCGUCGAGUAGCGGGUGACAUUCCCUGGACUGCGUACACCGUGGCAAUUGUCGAGUUGUGCGAGCGAUUCUCCUACUAUGGCACGACUGCAGUUUUCGUCAACUUCAUCCAGCGUCCUCUUCCCGAGGGUUCGACCACUGGGGCGGGAUAUGACCACUCGAAUCCCGGUGCGCUGGGGAUGGGUCAGCAGGCGUCAACUGGUCUGACAUUGUUCAACGCGUUCUGGUCAUACGUGAUGCCCCUGUUCGGUGCCUUCAUGGCUGACCAGUACUGGGGACGAUUCCGGACCAUCAUGUUCUCCAUUGGCGCCGCUCUCCUGGGCCAUGUCGUCUUGAUCAUCUCGGCCUUGCCUCCGGUUAUUGCUCACCCCAACGGUGCCAUUGCCUGCUUCUCCAUCGGUCUGCUCAUCAUGGGCGUGGGUACCGGUGGUUUCAAGUCCAACAUUUCUCCCUUGAUUGCCGAGCAAUACCGGGAAGAAGUCCCGUACAUCAAGACUCUCAAGAACGGGGAGCGCGUUAUUGUCGAUCCCGCGGCCACCAUCUCCCGUAUCUACCUCUACUUCUACCUGAUGAUCAACAUUGGUUCGAUCCUGGGCCAGGUCAGCAUGGUGUAUGCGGAGAAAUACGUCGGAUUCUGGCUGUCGUUCUUCCUGCCCACCGUCAUGUACCUGGGCUGCCCGCUCGUCCUGUUCUUCUGCCGCAACAAGUAUUACCUCGUCAAGCCGACGGGCUCGGUCUAUACCCAGGCCAUCCGUCUGUGGAGACUGGCGAUGAAGGGGCGGUGGUCUCUCAAUCCUGCCAGAAUCUUCAAGAAGAACGAGAAGCCCUUUUGGGACUCGGUCAAGCCGUCUGCUCUUGGUCCCGACCGUCCCCAGUGGAUGACCUUUGACGACGAAUGGGUGGACGAAGUCAGCCGUGGUCUCAAGGCCUGCAAGGUCUUCCUGUGGUACCCUCUGUACUGGCUCGCCUACAACCAAAUGAUCAACAACCUCACCUCGCAAGCCGCAACCAUGCGUCUGGGCGGCGUCCCCAACGACAUCAUCAACAACCUCAACCCCCUCUCCCUCAUCAUCUUCAUCCCCAUCAUGGACCAGUUCAUCUUCCCGGGCCUCCGCCGCAUCGGCAUCAAGUUCACCCCGCUGAAGCGCAUCACCGCGGGCUUCUUCAUGGCCGGCAGCGGCAUGAUCUGCGCCACCGUCACCCAGCACUACAUCUACAAGCUCGGCCCCUGCGGCAAGGACGCCAACUUCUGCCUGGACGAGUACAACAGGCACACCGACAUCUCGGUCUGGGUGCAGGCCAUCACCUACGUGCUCGGCGGCAUCUCCGAGAUUUUCGCGUCCGUCACCUCGCUCGAGUACGCCUUCACCAAGGCGCCGAAGAACAUGCGCUCGCUGGUGCAGGCGGUCGCGCUGUUCAUGAAUGCGUUCUCGUCGGCGCUGGGCCAGGCGCUGGUGAGCUUGUCCAAGGACCCGCUGCUGGUGUGGAACUAUGCUAUUGUGGCGAUUCUGGCGUUUGUCGGCGGCGCGGGCUUCUGGUUGACGAAUUACAAGCUGGAUAAGCAGGAGGAUGAGCUGAAUAACUUGCCUGCGAGCCGUUAUGAUGGGGGCAAUCCCAAUCCCAAGCUCGAUGAGGAGUCGGCGCAGCGGAUGUAA
This is a messenger RNA of Aspergillus thermomutatus, 1878 nucleotides long. Its product is annotated as putative MFS peptide transporter. Gene Ontology annotation, molecular function: dipeptide transmembrane transporter activity. Gene Ontology annotation, biological process: oligopeptide transport; transmembrane transport. The record is from RefSeq and is a predicted model, not a curated record. Gene Ontology annotation, cellular component: membrane. The transcript has 6 exons. Bases 1 to 1878 code for a protein of 625 amino acids. Lineage: Eukaryota; Fungi; Ascomycota; Eurotiomycetes; Eurotiales; Aspergillaceae.